AUGAAGUACUUAUCAUGUUGCAGCCCAGACUUCUUCUUUCAUGUAGCAGUCAUCUCCAUGAUCGUCUUGUUUGCAGGCAUGAUGUCUGGACUCACACUUGGACUCAUGUCAAUGAGCCUCGUUGACCUUGAAGUUCUUGCAAAAUCAGGAAAACCCAUGGAUCGUGUUCGUGCAUCAAAGAUUUUGUCGGUUGUGAAAAGGCAUCAUUUAGUUCUUUGCACACUCUUAAUUAGCAAUGCCACGGCCAUGGAGGCACUUCCUAUAUUCUUGAACAAUUUGGUCCCAGAAUCGGGUGCUAUUAUUAUUUCCGUGACGUUGAUUCUUCUGUUUGGUGAGAUAAUACCACAGUCUAUUUGCACGCGUUAUGGCCUAGCGAUCGGUGCAGCCGUGACUCCACUAGUUCGUGUUCUAGUUUGGAUUUGGUUUCCAGUUGCAUAUCCGAUAAGCAAGGUGCUAGAUUGCAUAUUGGGGAAGGGACACGUGAGUCUUUUUCGUCGAGCUGAGUUAAAGACGUUAGUUGAUUUUCAUGGUAAUAAGGCGGGGAAAGGUGGAAGUUUGUCACUUCAUGAGACAACAAUCAUUGGAGGAGCACUUGAACUUACCGCAAAAACAGCACGUGAUGCAAUGACUCCUUUAUCUCAAAAUUUUUCGGUUGAUAUCAAUGCCAAACUUGAUAGGAAUUUGAUGAAUAAGAUAAUCGAGAAGGGGUAUAGCAGAGUGCCAGUAUAUUAUGAUCAACCGGGAAACAUAAUCGGAGCCCUUUUGGUGAAGAAUCUAAUGACUAUAAAUCCAGCCGAUUGUGUACCAAUAAAAAAUAUCACUCUUCGCCUGAUUCCAAGAGUUUCAGACACAAUGCCAUUAUAUGACAUUUUAAACGAGUUCCAAAAGGGGCUUAGUCAUAUAGCUGUAGUCAUAAAACUGCCAAGUGGAAGAAUCGAGCAACUAACCAACAAGGGCCCGAGUGAAGUGAGAGUAGAUAUUUUGAACGAAAGGUGUCAAAGCUAUGGAGGUUCAAGAAGCAGGAGAGCAUUUAACAAAUUUAAGACGAUUUCUGGUAGUGGUAAUGUGUCAAGGGCAGAAUCGUCAAAGAGCAGAAGGUGGUCUGAUAAGUUCCUUCCUGAAGUACUUAAUAUAAUGGAAAAACCAUUUUCUUCUUUUAGACAAGAAGGGGAAGUCGUAGGCAUCAUUACAAUGGAAGAUGUUAUGGAGGAGCUUCUAAAUGAUGAGAUAUUCGAUGAAACAGAUCAUCAUAAGGAGUAA
This is a messenger RNA of Lactuca virosa, 1260 nucleotides long. The record is from the annotation of a GenBank genome assembly. Lineage: Eukaryota; Viridiplantae; Streptophyta; Magnoliopsida; Asterales; Asteraceae.